AACGCUAUUCUCCUCAAAGCGGUAGACGGUAAUCCCCCUAUCGAAGCCAUCGAUUCGAAUCAGACCCACGGCGAGGAAAUGGCAGAGCGGCCGCGGUGGCAGGAGAGGCAGCAGCUCGCGCACCUCUGCGACCUCGUCGCCGACUCCCUCCUCCCCCACCUCGAACCCGAACCGCUGGCGACGCGGCGGCCGCAGCUCACGAGAGAGGAAGAGCGGCGCAUACUCGUCGCGCUCUCCCGGGUAAACAAGACAAUUCGAGGUUGGGACGACGACGAGGUGGAUGAUGGGGAGCAAGGGUGCGCAUCGGAUCAGAUUGUUUCGUGCUCGGAAGAAGCUCACAGUUGCUGUUUGCCACCUGACCACCAUUUUGAUGAUGGGUUUAGCUGCCUGGCCAAUAUUAUCUCCAUAGUGGUUGGCUUACUUCAUCUAUGUAGUGAUUAUAUUAAGCACUCAGCUGGGAAUAUCUUGAUGGCCAUCUCUAAUUCCCUAAUGAAGUUUGAAGCCGUUUGGAUUCAGUUUGUUGAGCUGGUCUGGGCAGCUAUACACACGGUAUCAACAUGCGCUCAUAAUCAUUCUACAAUUAAUGCCACCAAAGGUUCUGUUGGUUGUUCCUCUGCUGCGGAAAGCAUAAGUCAAGACACUACGACUGAAAGCACCAGUAUUACAAGCUUUAUAGCAGUACUCAAACUACGAUAUGUCAAUACCAAUAGGCAGAUAAUGACUUGCCUCUUUCGAGUACUACACAUUAUUCUGAAGCUUCUGAAACUCAAUGACUCUGAACUGAAAGAUGACUUCAUUUGCCUGUCCAUUCAUCAUAUUCAGAAGUUACAUUGGGAUCCUGGUUACCGACUCAAUGCCGGGAAAGUUGUAAGCAUUGUCACAGAUGACCGACGUAGUUUGACUAAAGAUUCUGCACAGUUUGGAAUUGUGUCAGGCAGUCUCCUCCAGCUCUUGUGCUCUUUAGUUGAGCAAAGUGACACAGAAGACACAGACCUACGAGAUAUAUUUGUGGAACUUGCAGAUGUCAUUCCUAGAUUAGCAACUUUCUUACAAGAGCAACAGGAUAUCCCAAAAAGUCUCUCUCAGUAUUCAAAGCACAAAAUAUUGAUGUUAAUGAUAAGGCUUAAGCCUCACAUACAGCAGAACUGCUCACAUGUUGUUUGUUUGCUGAAAUUACUUCGACGCCACUUUCAGAGUCCACUCCAUGAACCUAUGUUCCAACAUAGCACUAAACUGGAGAACUGUUUAGAAGGAUCCCCAUUUUUGUUAAGUGGUGUAGGUUUGGGCGAGCUUCAGGAUAAAUCUACUCGGCACUUACAAAGGCAGGCUAUGUAUUUGUUUCUUAGUUGUUCGAUAGUCUUGGCUUGCAGUGGAAAUGAUAGUAGACUGAAAUGUUCAUGUAAGAGAGAUCAAUGUUGUCACAAGGGGGAAGGCUGCACUGAUAAUUGCAACUAUUUUGGCUUAUCAGAAAUCUCAGUUUGGUUUCAGAGAUGUUGCUUAGACAAGAUUUUGGACUCAAAAUCAUCAACAGACAUUGUUUUAUGCUUUCUGCAGUUAUAUAUGGAGGAGGACGAUAUGUUAUUCAUCAUUCUCUUGCAGCUUUUGGAUGCUCCACUUAUUUCGUUGGCAAUAGAUAAGAUGGAAACUAAAUGGACGUCUGAACUUAUUGGUGCCAAACUGUUCUCCGUAGUUUUUGACCCAGUUCAUAUUUUUCAUCAAUGGCUUUCAUUGUUGCACUAUGAUCACUUGGUACUUGUUGAUUAUCUCAUAUCUAAAGAUGUAGGUGUGCAUUGUGCCCAGUAUCUAUUACGGUGCUUACGACUGGUAUCCGGGUGUUGGGAUGCUUUUGUCGAUGAUUCAGUUUACGAGGCACAAAUACAAAAAUUCAACUGUAAAAGGCAAAGAACCUUGAAAAAUAUAAAUAGUUUAACUGGCAGCUCAAUGGAAGGCACUAAGUUGGGUUCCUCUCAUGACAAGGAAAAUAAGAGCAAAGAACAGCUUUUCCUGAGUGCUAAAGUGUGUCUCCUUUCGUUAAAGCGAACUUUGGAGGAUCUUCAUAAGAAAGAUUUAUUCCCUUACAAUCCAAAGCCUCUGCUUAAAAGCUUGUCCAGAUUUGAGGAGCUCUGUGUGCAGUACUGAAACAAUUAAGUUGCACCCGGUGACACGCUACCAUUUCUGUGGUUGAAUAUUUGGUAAUCAGAUACUGUAACUUCCUUUGCUGGUUACAUGUGUAUAUAUUGGCUCGCACAAUUCAUUUGGUAACUACAACUUUUAAUUAGUACUUCAGUUUAUGAUCUGGUUUCUCCGAUUGGUUGUCCACGGUCUUGGACGCUUCUCCAGCCUCUCUGCGGUGCGGCCUGGUCUCCGUUGCCACCCUCAUUGCCUGGUCACUCUGGCAAUACCGCAAUGCUGCAGUCUUCGACAAGAUCAUGCCCUCUACCUCGGACCUUGUUCGCGCGAUCAUGGAGGAAGCUCGCUCCUGGGCAGCUGCCGGAGCCACAGGAGUUAAUGCAUUAAUCCCUGUAACUUGAACUGAUGUUUUUGGGGCUGAGCAUCCCCUCUGUCCUCUGCUCACCUAGCGUCCCGGCCACGCCAGCUUGUGUACGUGGCUAGGUCGCUUCUCUGUACUUUCUCCCCUCUAUCAAUGCAAAGAUACGCUCCAAAGCGUAUUCCUGAAAAAGUUUAUGAUCUGGUGUACCAUCUGAAUUGGCUGAAUCUUACAGAUAAGGAAGUUUGUGGCGUCAGGCUGCACACAAUCAUGACAUUGUAGAUUCUGCGCUGCACCAAAAGUGAAGUGCUGUUGAUAUUUUGUAGGUACCUUCUUCACCUAGCUUAAGUGGUACUGGUUUAGUGGCAAUUGGUUCUUUCGCUUUAUCUUCAUACCUUGCUUUUGCUAUAUAUGAGAAUUAGAAAAUCCGCGAGUUAAAAGCUUCCAUUGGGCAUGGCACGGGCCAUCAGAAUCAGAACAGGAAGAAAGGUAUGGUCCACCCACAACAUAGCACAAAUGAUUCAGUCAGCAACAACACUUGAAUUUGUGCAUACACAACAUACUAUAGGUACUUAAAUGGAAAUUUAGGUUGUCAUACCAAAUGUCAGAUGUUUUAUAGUUUAUAGAUACUCCGAUGAAUGCAUGCAUAUUACAGGCUAUGAUUCAUCUCGCCUGAAACCGCAUUUACACUGCAGGCUGUACCUCCUCAUCUUGAUGCAAUUUUCCGCCAUCCUGGCACUCACAUGCAGCUUUCUGAUUAUUUUGACAUCAAUAUAUUCAGAGAAAACAGUACCUGCCUUUCAACUCAUUGAUCAGCUUCGACCCUUCGAGAGAAAACAGUACCUCUACAACACAGGUACGUACAUGGGUACAAUGAGUUGAAAGGCAGUUCCAAGGGUCGGAAACAGAGGUAGUAGCAAGUCAGUACUACAGGGAAGAGUUGUAUAUGUAACUGCAGUUUGUGGUCUGUAGAUAUAUGUGCAUGACAAUACAUGUACCUUUCGGCCACCCAAGGACAAACCUUAUAAAAGUAAAUCAAAAUGUGGUUAGACUUCAAUGCAAGUACUUCAGUAAGCAACACACUAUUUCCACCAAUCCAGACUCAAAACUAAAACACAGCAAAUUAAUUGGACACACCAGAUUACCAGUCAUCUUGAGUCCCCAACAGGAAGGCCAUGGCCUCUCUAAUCAUGCUUGUGUCAUGGACCAUUUGGAACGAGCGGAAUGCCCGUGUUUUUUGAAACAAGAGCGCCCCACCACCAAUCUUGCUAAACAACAUCAUCUGCGAGGCAAACCUUUGGAUCACCACGGGAGCUAAAAAAUUAGGGAACAUUAUUUUGUGUGAGUAAUCAUCCAUGCCGUGUAAAAGUGUACCCUUGUAACAAACUCUAUUCUUUUUUUAUUUAAUAGAUGAGGCAAAUCUUUUGCCUCCAUUUCAAAAAUAAAAUAAAAUAAGUUGUUAUGACGCAAGAUUCGCGCCGCUAAAGACAUUGUGAAGCAAACUAAAGUGGGUCCAAAACUCUCAACAAUUUUACCAAUCGGACAUACCAGAUUCCCAAUCCAUCAUUAUCUUUUAUUGGUCACCUUGACAGAAUGGUAAAAUAUGUGAAUAUAACAAGUACAGUAUAGUUCUGUAAGCAUCAGCAGAAUAAGAUGGCAACUCAGAACUUCAACAAUGGGUCCACACAGUGAGCACUGCCCACCAUCCUCAAAGUGAUGGCUAGACAGAGAGAGUUAAUCAAUGUCUGGAAAAUUAUUUGAGAAGUAUGGCAUUUAAUGAGCCCAAGAACUGGUGCUCCUGGUUGUUCUUGGCAGAGUGGCGGUUCAAUACCACUUAUCACAUUGCAACAAAAUUUACUCCAUUUCAGUGCAUGUAUGGAUUUCCUCCACCUAUGAUUGGUGAAGUCUCAGUACCCAGACCAAUAGAUGCUGAUGCCCAAACUUUUCUCCAGAAAAAAGAAACUAUGAUGGCUCAACUCAAACACAACCUUCUAGUAGCACAAGAAAGGAUGAAAAAGUAUGCAGAUAGAAACAUAACAUAUAGACAAUACAAUGUGGGAGAUAUUCUUUAUUUAAAGAUGCAGCCUUACAGACUUGCAGCAUUUGGUAUCAAGACAGGCUUGAAACUUACAACAAAGUUCUAUGGCCCUUUUUUUCAAUGCAAGGACUUUAAAAUUAGAUAAUAAUUUUCAAAUUUAAGAGCAUUUUUUCAAUUUGAGAACAAAUUUUGGACUCACGAACAGUUUUCGAAUUUUGGAACUUUUUUUAAAACUUAAUUGAUAUUUUUUAAACAAAGGAAUUUUUUAAAAUCUCGAAGAAUUUUAAAGAAGCUAAAAAAGAAAAAACAGAAAAUAAAAAUAACAAACAAAAAUAAACGAAAAAAUUUAGGGAAGGCCUGCCACGUAGCUGGGCCGGCCCAAGUUCGAGCGACGGGGCGCGGCCUCGCUUUCCACCGCACGGGUUGGGAAAUAGGAGUCCCGGUCCGAGCCGGCUACCUAUCAUCGUAGGAGAUUCUCAAAAAAAAAAGACCUAGGAUAUGUACGCAGGUCAGAUCUAGAAAUACGACGUACAGAUACGACCGACCUAGACAAUUACAAAUACCUAGGUCCGGAUCUAGAAAUACGUAGAUACUGGAACCACAUACGUACCCCGGCUUUCGCUUUCGUUUCGAAGCUCUCGCGUUGGGCGGCAAGGUGAUCGGCGGAACACGAAGAUCAAAUCGAGUAAGUCGCCUUCUUCUUCCUCCGUCGAUCCGAUCGAAUUAGGGUUCGUGCUUUUCGUCCCCUUUUCUGCUUCCUUGGUCUUUUGUCUCUGUUCUUGACAGGGCAAGAUCAAGAUGGCCGCGGUUCUUCCUGCGCUGCUGCCAACCCCACCGUCGGCCCCAAUCGCUACGUUGCUCAAGACAUCGCGGACGGACGGGAAGCCUGGCCGUGCGUCGGCGAGCCGGAGAUGGAUAGAUAACAAAUUUAUGAUUCUGGCCGCCGCGUCGGACUUGACCGGCGGUGAGCGCGUCGGACGCGUGCUGUCGGAGAUGAGCGGAGGCGAGCGAGUCAGACGCGUGGCAUCGGACAUGGGCGGCGGCGACCGUGCCGGACGCGUGGCAUCGGACACGGACGGCGGUGAUCGUGCCGGACGCGUGGCAUUGGGCAUGGGCGGCGGUGACCGCGCCGGUCGCGAGGAGUCCCGAACAAGCUGGAGCGCUGUCAAGAGGCUUGCCAGCCGCGCUCCUUCCACCGAUCGGUGUGACAAGAAGCCCAAGGCUCCGGUCGACAAGGAAGCUGCUCCGGAGACAGAGCAACUGUUCGCUGGCCCGACGUUCAUGAGCGUCGUGCCCCCGGAUCCGAGCGAGCUCCCGAUCCCUUGCUACUUCAUGAAGAAGGCCCGCUAGUGGACUAGCAAGUAGCAACAACACAUGGGAUUGGUCCCUUACUACAGUCGUCGUCGUCGUCGUGUAAUCUUGCUUUGUAGCCCAAUUUCAGCGCUUGUUAGAUGCGCUUCUAGUAGUGUAGUAAUUUGUCAUGGCUCUGGGUUGUGUUCAUGUUAGUAAAACCCAACCCAGAGAGGGGCGGAUGGGUGGCAUGGCAAUCAUAAACUAUCUUC
Molecule: messenger RNA, 6088 nt
Organism: Triticum aestivum (bread wheat)
Lineage: Eukaryota; Viridiplantae; Streptophyta; Magnoliopsida; Poales; Poaceae
Exons: 12
Coding region: 79-2139 (686 amino acids)
Source: RefSeq, a predicted model, not a curated record